UCUCGUUACAGUUAUCAUAGCAUUUUAUAGAAUACAGAAGGAGAAGAUAAUGUAUGAUCAAAUUCAUGUAUUUCUGUAGAUAGAGUCGAGCACUGCGAAUUUGAGAACUUUCUUCUUUUAUUGAUUCUCAAGCAAUUCUCCGUCAUAAAGCUAAGAUCAUUGGUGAUCCUGCAUUUUUUAUGUGAUGAAUUCACAGAAUGGCUUCAUGAACUAGCAUACAUUCAUGACAGGAAGUUAGAGAGGUUAAUCUUCUGAAAGUUGACAGUUGUUGUCUGCACUGCAUCAAGGGUCAAAAGCAUCUUGGUGGCUGAACGAGUUGAUCUGCAGCAGUAGAAAGUUUUACUGUUAACAUACUUUUCUGAAACUUGUAGUUCUAACUUGGGUAUAUAAUAGUGGUUGGUUUGAGGUCUGAUUAGCGAAAUCCCAAAGGGUGUACUGUCUUAACUCAUGGAGGAAAUUGUUUCACCAUCAUUCCAAAAACAACCAACCUCUGGUCAGAGGUGCUCAUCAAGGUGCUCUUCCAAAGACCUCUGGAUUGCUAUACGAGAAGGUUGUGUUGAUGAUGUAGAUUCAUGUCUUACAUUUCUUAAGAAGAGUGGGGGGAAUCUCAAUGCCAGAAAUCCUUUUGGGCUUACACCUCUCCACAUAGCGACGUGGAGAAAUCAUAUCCCAAUAGUUAACAGACUACUUGCAGCUGGUGCUGACCCUAAUGUUAGGGAUGGAGAAUCAGGAUGGAGUAGCCUUCAUCGAGCACUGCAUUUUGGCCAUCUUGCAGCUGCUAGUGUCCUUCUCCAGUCUGGUGCAUCUAUAACCGUGGAAGACUCAAAAUCUAGAACACCUAUUGAUCUAUUAUCAGGACCUAUUGAGAAAGACAGUUCAGGGGUUACAGAAGUGUUUAGCUGGGGCAGUGGAGUGAAUUAUCAAUUGGGAACUGGAAAUGCCCACAUUCAGAAGUUACCCUGCAAAGUUGAUUCCCUUCACGGCUCUGUUGUUAAACUCAUUUCUGCAGCAAAGUUUCACAGCAUUGCUGUUACUUCCCGUGGAGAGGUCUAUACUUGGGGAUUUGGAAGGGGUGGCCGUCUUGGCCACCCUGAGUUCGAUAUACACAGUGGUCAAGCUGCUGUUAUUACUCCAAGGCAAGUAAUUUCUGGUUUAGGGGCACGCCAUGUCAAGGCUGUUGCUGCAGCCAAGCAUCACACUGUUGUCGCAACAGAGGCUGGAGAAGUUUUUACUUGGGGUUCUAAUAGAGAGGGUCAACUUGGGUAUACUUCUGUUGAUACUCAACCAACACCUCGGAGAGUCAGUUCUCUAAAGUCGAGAGUAGUUGCGGUAGCUGCUGCAAACAAACAUACUGCUGCUGUCACCGACAUUGGUGAAGUUUAUACUUGGGGCUGUAAUAAAGAGGGUCAGCUUGGUUAUGGUACCUCCAACUCAGCUUCUAACUAUGCUCCAAGAGUUGUUGAAUAUUUGAAGGGAAAAACUUUCGCUCAGGUUGCUGCAGCUAAGUAUCACACCAUUGUAUUGGGAUCAGAUGGGGAGGUUUUUACUUGGGGCCACCGUUUGGUUACUCCCAAACGUGUUAUUAUUGCCAGAAACGCAAAAAAAGUUGGGAGCACUCCUAUGAAGUUUCACCGUAAACAUGUUGUGGCCAUUGCUGCUGGGACAAAGCAUAGUGUGGCACUGGCAGAUGAUGGAGCUUUGUUUUAUUGGGUGUCAUCAGAUCAUGAUCUUAAGUGUCUGCAGUUAUAUUCACUAUGUGGGAGAGACCUUGUCAGUAUCUCUGCUGGGAAGUACUGGAUUGCUGCAGUCACUGUUACAGGUGAUGUUUACUUGUGGGAUGCAAAGGAAGAAAAAGAUAGACCUCCUUCAUUGACCCGGUUGCAUGGGGUGAAAAAAGCUACUUCUGUAUCUGUUGGAGAGACCCAUUUAUUAAUUAUAAGUUCUCUGUACCAACCUGCUUAUCUGCCUCAUGCCAGUAUGAAUAAUCCUCAAAAGCUCAAGCCACAGAUAAAGUGUGAAACAUAUGAGCUUGAUGAAGGUUUUAUGUUUGAUGAUGAUAUCGAGACAGAUGAAGUCUGGUCUCCUGUGAAAAAGGAGGAUCAAGAAACUAAGAGUGUGCCAAGCUUAAAGAGUCUCUGUGAGAAAUUGGCAGCAGAUUAUCUGGUGGAGCCACGGACAGCCAUCCAAUUGCUGGAAAUUUCUGACUCCUUAGGGGCAGAUGAUUUGAGGAACUAUUGUGAGGAUAUUGCUAUUCGCAACCUUGAUUACAUCCUUACUGUCUCUGGACAAGCAAUCGCCAAUACUUCAUUGGAUAUCCUUGUCAGGCUGGAAAAGUUAUUGGACUUGAAAUCAUCUGAACCGUGGAGUUCCCGUCGGUUUCCAACCCCCACAGCACCCUUUCCGGCCAUUUUAAACAGUGAAGAAGAGACCAGUGAUGAUGAGUCACUUAGAGCACGUGAAUGCAGUAAGAAGAAGGCAGCAAUUUCUAGAGGACAGGGAGGUAGACUUUUAGACAACUUUAUGCAGUCCUGUGUGGACAAGGAGGUCAUUUCAAAACAGGUCCGAGCUGUGAGGAAAAAGCUGCAACAGAUUGAGAUGCUUGAAGAGAAGCAGUCCAAGGGGAAGGCCCUUGAUGCCCAGCAACUCGCUAAGCUACAAACAAAGUUAGCUUUGGAGCACUCACUUUCUGAGCUUGGCGUUCCUGUAACCAUUUCUGUCAAUGGAAAACCAACUACUACUUCUAAAGAGCUGGAGACAUCCAAAAGGCAGCGGAGAAAAAACAAACAAAACCCUUCCCAGUUGGAGGUCAAGGAUAGUGGCUGUGAAACCAUUGCUGAACCACCACCAUUAAGUCUUGAAAAGGGUUGCACGGUCUUUAGCAUCUCACCAACCGAUUACAAGGAGGUCAAGCAUUUGGAGGCGGAAGCUGCAUUGAAACAGGAUUCAAAUGAAUCUCCUUCCUCUAAAAAAAAGGAAGGCCUUGGUUGCUCCCCGAAAAGCACAAAAUCAUCACCUACGCUGAAUAAGAAGAAGAAUAGAAAAGGUGGACUCUCUCUGUUCUUGAGCGGCGGUCUUGAUAAACUUCCAAAAUUUGAGGAGGUUCCACCGCCUCCACCAGUAUCUCCAAAAGUUGAAGUCCCAGCUUGGGGAGGUGCAAAGAUGGGUAAAGGGUCGUCUACAUCUCUUCGUGAGAUACAGAAUGAACAGAACAAAGUAAAGGAAACAAAACAUGUUAAUAAUAAGAAGAGCAGCGGCCAAGGGUGGCAGUUGGCAGAAUCGCCUGAUGGCAUCAAUAGUGGUGGGAGGAUACAAUUAAGUGCAUUUUUAUCAUCUGCUUCAGUACCUGUUGAUACUUAUCCACGAACAACAACACAGGUGGUGUCACCUGAUGCAGAAAGAAACAGCACUCCUCCCUGGGCUGCCGCCGCCACCUCUGCUGGGACCUCAUCUCUUUCACGUCCCUCUCUUAAGGACAUUCAAUCUCAGCAGCAGGGAAGGAGGCACCACAACCACAAGGGCCUAUCUCAAAGCCCAAAGGUGAAAACUGCAGGAUUCUCCGUUACACCGAGUGGCGGACAGGGCUCGCCGUCGGACUCCAGCAGCAGUGGUCUGAACCGCUGGUUCAAACCAGAAGUUGAGACACCUUCAUCUAUCCAUUCAAUUCAGAUAGAGGAAAGGGCAAUAAAGGACCUAAAGCGCUUCUAUAGCAGUGUUAAGGUUGUCAUGAAGAACCAAUAGUCAUUAGAAGAAAAUAACUCCAUAACCAUGAAUGUGAUGGUUGUUUCUAGAUAGGUUCCCUUUUAACUUAUUAUGUUGAGCAAACCAGUGUAUAUUUGUCUGUACAUAUACCCCCCGACCCCGGUGCUUCAGACAGCAAUUUUAGUUUCAAGGCACGGUAGCUGGCCUAGAUUUCAUUUUUACAUUCUUCCUCCAUUAAUUGCUCUCGUUAGUGUUCCAGCCCUUUAACAACAUUUUUCAAUAAGGAGAUGUUUAUGUACCAUGUUUUAAGUACUUACUCCGUCAGAUUCUGUCCAGGUGAACUCGUGAAUUAGUGAUGAAUAAAUAUGGAUUUCACUCUGAUUUGUAUCUUUUGGAGCAUCAAGGUUUGAUUAGAAAUUGAC
Cuscuta europaea is the source of this 4121-nucleotide messenger RNA. The record is from the annotation of a GenBank genome assembly. Lineage: Eukaryota; Viridiplantae; Streptophyta; Magnoliopsida; Solanales; Convolvulaceae.